CCAUCGUUCCAAAAUGAAGCCGCUUCUCAAGUCGCCAAAUAAGGUCACGUCAUUGGGCCUUUGGAUGCUCCUGUUUUGUGCCCCGCUUUUAUUCUGCAACGUGGCACUUGGGCAGGUCACGAAGCAAGUCUAUCGAGCCGAUCUGAUUAAGGGCCUUGACACGAUUAUGCACACCGUGAUUCCUAAUGCCACACUUAUGGAAGGAGAUAAAUUGAUGGCGCUAGACCAAUUCUUUCGUGUCCUUAAGAAAUUAAACCCACUGAAUAAUGAUGGAGAUUCGCUAGUUAGAUACGCUUGGCCACCAGUAUCACCUCCUAAACCGUUGACGGGGAAGCAGUUCUCUGAAAAACUGAAGUCCCUAGAGUUGAAAUAUCAGGAGGUCUUCACGGCCAAGAACUACGUUGGUUGCGCACCCAACAGCUCCAGAUCGCGGGGUUACCCCUGCGCCCUGUGGACAUUGUUCCACUAUUGGACCGUGCAGAACGCGUUGCCCUACUACCCAUUCUUUCCGGGCACAGUUCUUAAGACUAUUCGGAAUUUCCUCAAGUAUUUCUAUGAUUGUCCAGAUUGCGUGAGCAACUUUGAGAAAAUGGUCAAACUUCGACCCAUUGAACUGGUGAAAACCCAUGACGCGGAGAUACUUUGGCUCUGGGAAACGCACAACGAAUUCAACAAGCCAACUGCCACGCAGUUUCCCAGCGCGAAUAUGUGUCCCACCUGCAGGAACAAAGACCAAAGCUGGAGGACUGACGAAGUGCUGAAAUACCUGAAAAACCUCUACGCUGAGGCUAAUUUCAGUUUCGAUGGCCUGUCCACUUCCAAGGGAUACGACAUUAAGUCUUUGUAAGACAUGAAGUUUAAACUACCAUGGGAUCAUUGGAAAACCCACUUUUUUUUUGGUUUGUUAACAGACUUUUAAAAUAAUAAUGUAUUUGACCUUUAGUAUCUUAACAUCAGCGGAACUAGGUUUAUCUUUGAUAAUAAAUUGGCAUUUUUUUUCCUAA
This is a messenger RNA of Drosophila elegans, 1004 nucleotides long. Its product is annotated as sulfhydryl oxidase 2-like. Gene Ontology annotation, biological process: protein folding. Gene Ontology annotation, molecular function: protein disulfide isomerase activity; flavin-dependent sulfhydryl oxidase activity. NCBI's taxonomy places the organism in Eukaryota, Metazoa, Arthropoda, Insecta, Diptera, Drosophilidae. The record is from RefSeq and is a predicted model, not a curated record. The transcript is spliced from 2 exons. The coding region runs from base 14 to 847 and encodes 277 amino acids. Gene Ontology annotation, cellular component: Golgi membrane.